Oncorhynchus nerka (sockeye salmon) is the source of this 9832-nucleotide messenger RNA. RefSeq names its product chromodomain-helicase-DNA-binding protein 3-like. The transcript is spliced from 39 exons. Gene Ontology annotation, cellular component: chromatin; nucleus. Bases 198 to 6728 code for a protein of 2176 amino acids. The record is from RefSeq and is a predicted model, not a curated record. Lineage: Eukaryota; Metazoa; Chordata; Actinopteri; Salmoniformes; Salmonidae. Gene Ontology annotation, biological process: chromatin remodeling; negative regulation of transcription by RNA polymerase II. Gene Ontology annotation, molecular function: ATP-dependent chromatin remodeler activity; ATP hydrolysis activity; ATP binding.
AUGUAAGGGGAUUUUUCUUAUUGGGGGGGUUGUUAAAAAAUAAAUAUAAGAGCGGCCAUCUUUGUUUCCCUGCCUUGUAGUGUAAAAUAUUCCAAAACGGCCCCCACUUUUUUUCUGGUGUCGAUUUGAAUAUUAAAUAAAUAUCAUAAUUCCGGAAGGUUUCUGAUUUCGAGGAAGGAGCCGAUGACAGGAAUAUAAUGUCCUCUCCUCUCCGGUCCUGUGAGGAAGACCAGGGCAUGUUGGUUAAUUCCGAAGGAGUAGAUUUUGAUGAAGAAGACGAGGACGACGGAGAUCUAGACGAGAACGCAAGCGACAUAAACUCGCCGGCGGCGCCUCGAGAAACUGCAACACUAGCCGCGCCAGUAGAGGAAGAAAGGGAAGCAUCAGACAGGGCCAGUCUAGGGAGGAAGAAACGAGGGCCCAAGAAGAAGGAGACAAAGAAGAAGGAGAAAGAGAAAGAGGGAAAACCGGUUAAAGCCAAAAAACGGAAAAAGAUUGAAAGUGAUGUAGAGAGAGACUCGGAGCGAGAGAGAGAUUAUGGUGAGAACUCCGACAGCGCUGCGAGUGACUUCUCUGGCGAGAAGAAGAAGAAGAAGAAGAAACACAAGGAAAAGAAGGAGAAGAAAACCAAGAAGAAGAAAAAAGAUGAUGGGGACAGCACGCACGAGGAGACAACAAAGCCAAUAGAACAGAAGACGUCGGCCCAGCUGGCUAUGGACUGGGGUCUGGAGGAUGUGGAUCAUACAUUCACUGAAGACGAUUACCGCACACUCACCAACUACAAAGCCUUCAGCCAGUCCAUGAGGCCCAUGAUCGCCAAGAAGAACCCUAAGAUCCCCAUGUCUAAGAUGAUGACCAUCCUGGGGGUCAAGUGGAGGGAGUUCAGCUCUAACAACCCCUUCAAGGGCUCCGGUGCUGCAGCCGUGGCAGCUGCAGCCGCCGCCGCCGCCAUUGCCGUCGCUGAGCAGGUCUCCGCGGCAACCCCAUCCCCGGAGCCACCUCCACCCAGGAAGCAGCCCCAACCCCCACGGCCGCCCCCCCUGCCGCCACCCCCGCCUCCCCCGCUCCGCAAGGCCAAGACCAAAGAGGGCAAAGGCCCUGGGUAUAAGAAGAGUCGCAGUAAGAGUCCUCGUGUUCUGGCUGAGAGGAAGAAGGCGGUGGCAGCAGCAGUAGCGGCUUCAGUAGCUAAAGCCAAGAAGAUGUCCCCCAUACGCAUAAAACUGGGGGCCUUAGGCAACAAGAGAAAGAAGAGCAGCUCUAGUGGUGAUGAUGUUGAUGAGGAGGACUCGCUGCAAGAGGACUCCAGUGUCCACAGCUCCUCGGUCCGCUCCGACAGCUCCUCCCAGGUCAAGAAGAACAAGAGAGGACGUCCGGCCAAGAAGAAUAAGAAAAUGCUGGAUGAGGGUGAGGUGGAGGGGGAUGGUUAUGAGACAGACCACCAGGACUACUGUGAGGUGUGCCAGCAGGGAGGGGAGAUCAUUCUGUGUGACACCUGUCCUCGGGCCUACCACCUGGUCUGUCUGGAGCCUGAGCUGGAGAAGGCCCCUGAGGGCAAGUGGAGUUGCCCACACUGUGAGAAAGAGGGGAUCCAGUGGGAAGCGAAGGAUGAGGACUUUGAGGAGUUUGAGGAGGAGAGUGAGGACAUGGUGGUACCAGAGGUACCUGGUGUUGGACUGCUGGUAGGACUGGAGGAAGAGGAGGAUGACCACAUUGAGUUCUGCAGGGUCUGUAAAGAUGGGGGGGAACUAUUAUGCUGUGACACAUGCACUUCCUCCUACCACAUCCACUGUCUCAACCCGCCCCUGCCUGAGAUCCCCAACGGAGAGUGGCUGUGUCCACGCUGCACUUGUCCUGCUAUCAAGGGCAGGGUGCAGAGGAUCCUCCACUGGCGAUGGGGCGAGCCCCCCGAUCCUGUACCCAUGCCUCCCGCCCCCGAUACCCCUCCUGAUGCUCCUCCGCCACCCCCCAUGAAGGGCAGGGCUGAGAGGGAGUUCUUUGUCAAGCUGACUGGACAGUCCUACUGGCACUGUACCUGGAUCACUGAACUGCAGCUGGAGAUCUUCCACUCGGUGAUGUUCCGUAACUACCAGAGGAAGACAGAUAUGGACGAGCCUCCCAGUCUGGACUAUGGGUCGGGGGGAGAGGAGGAGAGUGUUAAGAGUGAGAAGAGGAGGCUGAAAGACCCCGACUAUGCUGCCCUGGAUGACAAGUUCUAUAAAUAUGGCAUCAAGCCUGAAUGGAUGAUGGUCCACCGCAUCAUCAACCACAGUAUGGACAAGAAAGGGAUAUACCACUACCUGGUCAAGUGGAGAGACCUGACCUACGACCAGUGCACAUGGGAGAGAGACGACCUGGAGAUGCCAGAGUUUGUCAUUCACAAGGCCAACUACUGGGCACACAGGGAUGAGGUGAUGAAGGAGGCCCCAGACAUGCCGAGGAGGAUGAGGAGGAUGAGGAUGGAAGAGAGUGAAGACCCCCACAGAUCACCUGUCAACGACCCUACGAUAAAGUACGAGGAGCAGCCAGACUUUGUGACGGCGACGGGGGGCACUCUGCACCUCUACCAGCUGGAGGGACUCAACUGGCUGCGUUUUUCCUGGGCACAGGGCACUGACACCAUCCUGGCAGACGAGAUGGGGCUGGGCAAGACUAUCCAGACCAUCGUCUUCCUCUACUCACUCUUCAAAGAGGGCCACACUAGGGGCCCGUUCCUGGUGAGUGCCCCCCUCUCCACCAUCAUUAACUGGGAGAGAGAGUUUGAGAUGUGGGCCCCUGACUUCUACGUGGUGACCUACACAGGGGACAAGGACAGCAGAGCCAUCAUCAGAGAGAACGAGCUGACCUUCGACGACACGGCCGUACGGGGAGGGAGGAAAACCUUCAAACUGAGGAGAGAAGCCCCUAUAAAGUUCCAUGUCCUGUUGACGUCCUAUGAGCUGGUGACGAUAGACCAGACCUCCCUGAAGUCUAUAGACUGGGCCUGUCUAGUGGUGGACGAAGCCCACCGCCUCAAGAACAACCAGAGCAAGUUCUUCAGACGUCUGAAUGACUAUACGAUUGACCACAAGCUGCUGCUGACUGGUACUCCUCUACAGAACAACCUGGAGGAGCUGUUUCACCUGCUUAAUUUCCUCACUCCCAACCGUUUCAAUAAUCUGGAGGGGUUCCUGGAGGAGUUUGCAGACAUUUCCAAGGAGGACCAGAUCCAGAAGCUCCAUGACCUGCUGGGUCCCCACAUGUUGAGGAGGCUGAAGGCUGACGUCUUCAAGAACAUGCCGUCCAAGACUGAGCUCAUCGUACGAGUGGAACUAAGCCCCAUGCAGAAGAAAUACUACAAGUUGAUUCUGACGAGGAACUUUGAGGCUCUGAACUCUAAAGGAGGAGGUAACCAGGUGUCUCUACUCAACAUCAUGAUGGACCUGAAGAAGUGUGCCAACCACCCCUAUCUCUUCCCCGUCGCCUCCAUGGAAGCCCGCAAGACGGCGAGUGGAGCGUAUGAGGGCAUGGACCUCACAAAGGCUUCUGGGAAACUGACUCUGUUGCAGAAGAUGAUGAGGAAACUGAAGGACCAGGGACACCGGGUGCUAGUCUUCUCACAGAUGACUAAGAUGUUGGACCUGUUGGAGGACUUCUUGGACUUUGAGGGUUAUAAGUACGAGAGGAUCGACGGAGGAGUCACAGGAGCUCUGAGACAGGAGGCCAUAGACAGAUUCAAUGCUCCUGGUGCUCCUCAAUUCUGUUUCCUGCUGUCCACCAGGGCAGGGGGUCUGGGUAUUAACCUGGCCACAGCAGACACUGUUGUCAUCUUCGACUCAGACUGGAACCCCCACAAUGACAUCCAGGCAUUCAGUCGCGCCCACCGCAUCGGGCAGGCCAACAAGGUGAUGAUCUACCGUUUUGUGACCCGUGCCAGUGUGGAGGAGCGCAUCACCCAGGUGGCAAAGAGGAAGAUGAUGCUGACCCACCUGGUGGUGAGGCCCGGCCUGGGCUCCAAGGCUGGAUCCAUGUCCAAACAGGAACUGGACGACAUCCUCAAGUUCGGCACCGAGGAACUCUUCAAGGAUGAGAUCGAAUUCCUCUCACCACCACGUAUGUCCCCUCUCUCUCCUAUACGCUGUCCAGCGGGGGACAACAGGGAUGAUGAGGGCAGUGUGAUCCACUAUGACAGCUCAGCCAUCGAGAGACUGCUGGACCGGAGCCAGGACGCUACAGACGACACAGACAUGCAGAACAUGAACGAAUACCUCAGCUCCUUCAAAGUGGCCCGCUACAUGGUUCGAGAGGAGGAUAAGAUUGAGGAGGUGGAGCGUGAGAUCAUUAAGCAGGAAGAGUGUGUGGACCCAGAAUACUGGGAGAAGCUGCUGAGACAUCACUAUGAGCAACAACAGGAGGACCUGGCUAGUAAACUGGGCAAGGGCAAGAGGAACCGCAAGCCUGUCAACUACAACGACGCAGCACAGGAGGACCAAGAGUGGCAUGCUGGUAUUUCAGAUAACCAGUCCGAGUACUCUGUGGGCUCUGAGGAGGAGGAUGAAGACUUCGAUGAGAGGCCAGAAGGUUCUCGCCGACAGUCCCGUCGCCAGAUGAGGAACGAGAGAGACAAGCCACUUCCCCCCCUGUUGGCCAGAGUAGGGGGAAACUUGGAGGUAUUGGGCUUCAACACGCGCCAGAGGAAGGCCUUCCUAAACGCGGUGAUGCGUUGGGGCAUGCCCGCACAGGACGCCUUCUCCUGCCAGUGGCUGGUCAGAGACCUGAGGGGCAAGAGCGAGAAGGAGUUCAAGGCGUAUGUCUCCCUGUUCAUGCGUCACCUGUGUGAGCCCGUGGCCGACGGUGCCGAGACGUUUGCCGACGGCGUGCCGAGGGAGGGCCUGUGUCGGCAGCCUGUGCUCACCCGCAUCGGGGUCAUGUCCCUGGUCAAGAAGAAGAUCCAGGAGUUUGAGCACAUCAAUGGGCGGUGGAGUCUUCCAGAACUGAAGCCAGAGAUGAAGCCAGAGGCCCUGAGACCAGAGGUCAGUGUGUCUUCUUCCUCCAGAGCCUCCUCCCCUGGAGGGACCAUGAAGACCGCUACGCCCACCCCUGACCCCAGCUGUACCUCAGACAACACCCCCUGCACCUCAAAACCAGCUACCCCUGCUCCGUCGGACAAACUAGAGAAGAACGGGAAAGAUGGAGAGAAGGAAGAGGAAGAUGAGGAGGGUAAGGCCUCAUCUGAGCCAGAGCAAGAUGGCGAGAAGGAGAAGAACGAGGGGAAGGAGGAAGAGAGCAACAAGAGUGCAGACCCUGAAGAGACUCUAAUCUCUACCAAAGAAGCACUACAAGAAUUAUCCCCUUGCACAACAACAGACAAGGAGGAGAAGGGUACAAAAGAGGAGAAGGAGGGGAAAGAAACCAAAACGACUGACACCCUUCCGGCCCUAGUGGAGGAGAAGAAAGUUGAGGAGGAGAGUAAGGAGGAGGGGUCCUUCGGAGAAACAACUAAGCAAGGGUCGGAGGUCAAACAUGAGAAACCAGGUAGUGUAACGCUCUCACCUGGAGAGAAGGUGGAGGAGGAGAAAGAGAAAGAGAAGGACAACAACAAGGAAAAGGACAUGGAGAAGAGUGAGGAGGCCCCUGUCCCCACAGAAGGGCCAGACAACAUGGAAAGGAUGGAGCGACACCAACCCUCUGACGUGAUGAAAGAGGAAGUAAAAGGUGAAAAGGAUGCUGGGAAAGAAGUGGCGAAGGAGGAGGUUGCCAAAGAUGCCUUGCCAAAACCCCCCAUCACCCCCCCCGAGCGACGGCGCUUCAUGUUCAACAUCGCUGAUGGGGGCUUCACGGAGCUGCAUACGCUGUGGCAGAACGAGGAGCGGGCCGCCAUCUCCUCCGGGAAGAUGAAUGAGAUCUGGCACCGGCGACACGACUUCUGGCUGCUGGCGGGAAUUGUACUUCAUGGGUACGCGAGGUGGCAGGACAUCCAGAACGAUCCCCAGUUUGCUAUCGUCAACGAGCCCUUCAAGUCGCAGGCCAACAAGGGCAACUUCCUGGAGAUGAAGAACAAGUUCCUGGCCCGCCGCUUCAAGUUAUUAGAGCAGGCCCUGGUGAUAGAGGAACAACUGAGGCGGGCAGCCUACCUGAAUAUGACCCAGGACCCGGUCCACCCCGCCAUGGCGUUGAACGCCCGUUAUGCCGAGGUGGAGUGUCUGGCCGAGUCCCACCAACACCUCAGCAAGGAGUCCCUGGCCGGGAACAAACCGGCCAAUGCCGUGCUGCAUAAAGUGCUGAACCAGUUGGAGGAGCUGCUGAGCGACAUGAAGGCUGACGUGACACGGCUCCCCGCCACGCUGUCCCGGGUCCCGCCCAUCGCAGCACGUCUGCAGAUGUCAGAGAGGAGCAUCCUCAGCAGGCUUGCCAGCAAGGGCACUGACACACACCCGCCCCCGACCAUCCCUCCAGGACCCUACGCCACUCCUCAGAACUUUGGGCCCCCCUUCACCCCCACCCCCCUGGGAGUCUUACCCAUGGGAGGAGCCAACUACAGCCAGAUGCCUCCUGGAUCCUUCGUAUCAGUUAGCAUGUUGGAUGGAGGUGAAGGGCCAGUAGCAGCAGACUUUAUCUACCUCAGUGUAACAGAUGCUAGUCGGCUCCAAGACACACGUGUUGGCUUGAGGCUACGGAUCUACUUGGCAAGGUGGAAGCUUAAACGCGGUCCUUCCUCUGGAUUUGUGGUGUUCCACUACCUAUUGGUGUAGUGUGUAUGUGUGUGUUUAGCAACUGUAUUUGUAAGUGUAUGCCAGCCCCAUAUUCCUCAAGCAGACCCCCAUUAAAUAUUGACGAUAUAAGCUGUUUUUAUGUUUGGUUUUGUUUUAUUAUUCUUAACAUUACAUAUACAGUUGAAGUCGUAAGUUUACAUACACUUAGGUUGGAGUCAUUAAAACUCAUUUUACAACCACUCCACAAAUUUCUCGUCAACAAACUAUAGUUUUGGCAAGUCGGUUAGGACAUCUACUGUGUGCAUGACACAAGUCAUUUUUUCAACAAUUGUUUACAGAUAGAUUAUUUCACUUAUAAUUCACUGUAUCACAGUUCCAGUGGGUCAGAAGUUUACAUACACUAAGCUGACUGUGCCUUUAAACAGCUUGGAAAAUUCCAGAAAAUGACGUCAUGGCUUUAGAAGCUUCUGUUAGGCUAAUUGACAUUGUUUGAGUCAAUUGGAGGUGUACCUGUGGAUGUAUUUCAAGGACUACCUUCAAACUCAGUGCCUCUUUGCUUGACAUCAUGGGAAAAUCAAAAGAAAAUCAGCCAAGAACUCAGAAAAAAUAUUGGAAUCCUCCACAAGUCUGGUUCAUCCUUGGGAGCAAUUUCCAAAUGCCUGAAGGUACCAUGUUCAUCUGUACAAGCAAUAGUACACAAGUAUAAACAUCAUGGGACCACGCAGUUGUCAUACCGCUCAGGAAGGAGACGCGUUCUGUCUCUUUGGUGCCAAAAGUGUAAAUCAAUCCCAGAACAACAGCAAAGGACCUUGUGAAGAUGCUGGAGGAAACGGGUACAAAAGUAUCUAUAUCCACAAUAAAACAAGUCCUAUAUCGACAUAACCUGAAAGGCCGCUCAGCAAGGAGGAAGCCACUGCUCCAAAACCGCCAUAAAAAAGCCAGACUACGGUUUGCAACUACACAUGGGGACAAAGAUCGUACUUUUAGGAGAAAUGUCCUCUGGUCUGAUGAAACAAAAAUAGAAUUGUUUGGGCCAUAAUGAUCAUCGUUAUGUUUGGAGGAAAAAGGGGAGGCUUGAAUGCCAAAGAACACCAUCCCAACCGUGAAGCACGGGGGUGGCAGCAUCAUGUUGUGGGGGUGCUUUGCUGCAGGAGGAACUGGUGCACUUCACAAAAUAGAUGACAUCAUGAGGACUGGAAAUUAUGUGGAUAUAUUGAAGCAACAUCUCAAGACAUCAGUCAGGAAGUUAAAGCUUGGUCGCAAAUGGGUCUUCCAAAUGGACAAUGACCGCAAGCAUACGUCCAAAGUUGUGGCAAAAUGGCUUGAGGAUAACAAAGUCAAGGUAUUGGUGUGGCCAUCAUAAAGCCCUGACCUCAAUCCUAUAGAACAUGUGUGGGCAGAACUGAAAAAGCGUGUACGGGCAAGGAGGCCUACAAACCUGACUCAGUUACUCAGCUCUGUCAGGAGGAAUGGGCCAAAAUUCACCCAACUUAUUGUGGGAAGCUGGUGGAAGGCUCCCCGAAACGUUUGACCCAAGUUAAACAAUUUAAAGGCAAUGCUACCAAAUACUAAUUGAGUGUAUGUAAACUUCAGAACCACUGGGAAUGUGAUGAAAGAAAUAAAAGCUGAAAUAAAUCAUUCUCUCCACUAUUAUUCUGACAUUUCACGUUCUUAAAAUAAAGUGGUGAUCCAAUCUGACCUAAAACAGGGAAUUUUUACUAGGAUUAAAUGUCAGGAAUUGUGCAAAACGGAGUUGAAAUGUAUUUGGCUGAAGUGUAUGUAAACUUCCGACUUCAGCUGUAGUUUGAUAUUCUGAAUGUAUAUGCCAGCUCGCUCAUUAAAAAGGUUGUCAUACGUGCUCAGAAGCAAAUGGUGUGUAAUCAUUCUGUUCAUCAGUGUAGUACGUGCUGUCUCUCUCUUUUUCUCCCCCUCUCUCUUUCCCUCUCUUUUUCUCCCCCUCUCUCUCUCACUCCCUUUUUCUCCCCCUCUCUCUCCCUCUUUUUCUCCCCUCUCUCUCUCCCUCCCUUUUUCUCCCCUCUCUCUCCCUCUUUUUCUCCCCCUCUCUCUCCCUCUCUUUUUCUCCCCCUCUCUCUCUCUCCCUCUCUUUUUUUCUCCCCCUCUCUCGACCCUCUCUUUUUCUCCCCCUCUCUCUCUCUCCCCUCCCUUUUUCUCCCCCUCUCUCUCCCUCUCUUUUUCUCCCCCUCUCUCUCCCUCUCUUCCCCCCCUCUCUCUCCCUCUCUCUCACUCCCUCUAUCUUGAUUUGUUUUCUCUUUCCCACGUUCCUGAUGCUGACAGUUCAGGGUAAGGAUUAAGAGAGUGAUAGCGUGUGACAUUGUGAUGAUUCUUGUGGAGGACGGGGCUUUGAUUCAGCACCACAUGCCUUGACCUCUGUUCAUCAUGGAAUGGAGAAACAUUUUAAAUCGGACAUCAAACAAGGUGCAGGGUUUGAUGUGUGUGUGUGUGUUUGUGCGUGCGUGUUUGUCCAAAUAUUUCUGAAUAUACCGUAUGCAUGUACACUGAGUUUACAAAUCAUUAGGAACACCUUCCUAAUAUUGAGUUGCACCCCUUUUGCCUCCAGAACACCCUUAAUUGAUCGGGGCAUGGACUCUACAAGGUGUCGAAAGUGUUCCACAGGGAUGCUGGUCCAUGUUGACUCCAAUGCUUCCCACAGUUGUGUCAAGUUGGCUGGUGGACCAUUCUUGAUACACACGGGAAGCUGUUGCAGUUUGAUUCAGCACAACCUUAACCUCUGUUAAUCAUGGAAUGGAGAAACAUUUUAAGUCGGACAUCAAACACUCAAACCGGUGCGCCUGGCACCUCCUACCAUGCCCCGUUCAAAGACACUUAACUCUUUUGUCUUCUCCAUUCACCCAUUCACCCUGAAUGGCACAUAUACACAAACCAUGUCUCAAUUGUCUCAAGGCUUAAAAAUCCUUCUUUAACCUGUCUCCUCCCCUUCAUCUACACUGAUUGAAGUGGAUGUUAAGUCCCCCAAAAAUAAAGUGACAUCAAAUACGGGAUCAUAGCUUUCACCUGGACUCACCUGGUCAGUCUGUCAUGGAAAGAGCAGGUGUUCCUAAUGUUUUGUACACUCAGUUUAUAUGCUGUGUGUGCUUGUGUGUGUGUGCUCAUGUGUGUGUUCU